Eruca vesicaria subsp. sativa (arugula) is the source of this 1058-nucleotide messenger RNA. Lineage: Eukaryota; Viridiplantae; Streptophyta; Magnoliopsida; Brassicales; Brassicaceae. The record is from the annotation of a GenBank genome assembly.
AGGAGUUUAAGGAUUUGAUCCUUACCGACGUGGCACUCUUCUCUCAUCUCUAUCAUCCUCUCCUCUCCCAAUCUUUCUCUCUCUUUCUAGCCUUCGAUGAAUUCUCUUCUUUCUCUUGACUUCCUUCUUCUCUUCAUAUCAUAUCAAACAGAGAGUGGAAAAAAGCCUUCAGAUACUCUCCUCCUCCUUCAAGCUCGCCUCUCUCCUCUGCCGCGAGAAUAACCCCUCCUCCGCAAUCAACCUUUUCCGAAACCCUGAUCCAGAAUCAACAAACCCAAAAAAAGCCUUCAGAUACUCCCUUCUUUGCUACGACCUCAUCAUCACGAAACCCGGAUUGGGAGUAAAGUAUCCAAACCUAUAAUGAUGCCAAGCAUUAUGCGAUUUCUGCAAAGAUUCCAGAGUUUAGCAAAAACAGGACUCUUGUUGUACAGUACUCUGUUAAAAUCUAACAAGACACUGAAUGUGGUGUCGCUUACAUCAAGCUCCUCUCUAGAUACGUUAACCAGAAGCAGUUUGGUGGUGAUACUCCUUACAGGUUAAACUUCAUGUCUUCUUUUAAUGAACAUUUAGUUCCUUGAAGGUUAUAUAUAGCAAUCUUAGUUUAGUUGCCUUGGUUUAGUUAGGUUGAGAUGUUUUUACUAUGUGGUCUUUACAUGGUGUUGUGUUUAGAAAUUUUGAUUAGUGCUUAUUUUUGUAUGCAGUCUAAUGUUUGGACCAGAUAUAUGUGGCACACAGACGAGUUGAAGCUGUUCAGUUCCCAUAGUGUUAAGUCUUAGUUUGAUUUAUUGGAGAAAGAAGCUGAGUUUGGUGGUAACAAGAGUUUGUUACUUGGAGAAAGAAGCUGAGUUUGAUUAGUGUUUGUUGGUGGUUUAUGAAUUGGAGGAUUAAUCUAUAAAUAGUUUUUUUUUUCCCUAAGAACUUCAAAAUAGAGUACACCAUUGGACAAACAUUUUUUAUUAGAAUCCUUAACUGUUUAAACAAAAAAAAAAUUAGAAAAAAAAAUGCAUUUAAUAAUGCUAAGGACUCCAAUGGUAGUAACACCAUUGGAGAUGCUCUAA